UUACGUUGACGCCUCUUCCGUCUGCCAAGGUGGUGAGUGAAACGAUCAUUGUGUGACUACUGCUUUCACCAUGUUUCAUGGAAUUACAGGAGGAAUGGGGGGAGCCCCAGCCAACAAACCUGAGUUAUAUGAGGAGGUGAAAUUAUACAAAAAUGCAAGAGAACGAGAAAAGUAUGACAACAUGGCAGAGUUGUUUGCUGUAGUCAAAACUCUUCAGGCCCUUGAGAAAGCUUACAUCAAAGACUGCGUCACACCUAAUGAGUACACUGCUUCCUGCUCCAGACUUCUGGUUCAGUAUAAAGCUGCGUUCAAACAGGUGCAGGGCUCUGAUGUGGGCUCAAUUGAUGACUUUUGCAGGAAGUACAGGCUGGACUGCCCACUAGCCAUGGAGAGAAUCAAGGAGGAUCGACCAAUCACCAUCAAGGAUGACAAGGGCAACCUGAACCGCUGCAUUGCAGAUAUAGUUUCGCUUUUUAUCACUGUGAUGGACAAACUGAGACUUGAGAUCAGAGCCAUGGAUGAGAUACAACCAGACCUGAGAGAGCUGAUGGAGACCAUGAACAGAAUAAGUAACAUGCCGCCAGACAACGAGGCUAAGGACAAAGUCAGCCGUUGGCUGACCACCCUCAGCAGCAUGUCGGCCUCAGAUGAGCUUGAUGACUCUCAAGUGCGCCAGAUGUUGUUUGACCUGGAGUCAGCCUACAAUGCCUUCAACCGCUUCCUUCACUCCUCCUAAAGCCUUCAUCCACCUUUCUGGACUCCUUCGAUUCUGAUACCCGUUUCAGAAAUAUUAAACACUACCUAUUUUUUCUAACGGAUGUGGUAGUAACUGUAUCGAUAUCUGGACAGGUAUUACUUUGAUUCAUAUCCGACCAGUCCCCUCUUUUCUAUGUGUAUGUCAUCUCCUAUGCCCACAUUUGUGCUGUGACAUUCAGACAUGCCCAUCUUUAAUUCAAUGAUUAUGGUACACAACCCGCAGGUUGUCUGAUCAGUGGCUAAUCCAGAACAGGUUUGCAAGCUGACUGCAGCCUUGCACACUGGGCUCUUUAUGUCCUAUGAGAUGCUCCAUUAACUUGACAGGCCGGAGCGAUAAAACCCUCUGCAUCAGCCUGUCCUUGGUAAAACUGUUUACUUCUGACUUUAUAAUAUCAAAAAGUGUCUAUUUUGUACAUAGUGUAGCAGGGAAACCAACGAAACAAGCUUAACAAAUUCUAUUAGACAAAAUCGGCGCAGGCUGAAAGAUUAUGCCAGCUAAAGCUUUUAUACAAUUAGAAAUUAGCCUUGACAAAGAGGGAUGGAGAAGUUUUCUUAAUGUCCGCUCACUGCCUGAUAGGGCUCGAGAAUCAAAUAUUUGGGGAUAAAUUAGCAUUAAUGGUUUUUGGAUGCUUAAUCAAGCUUCAUAUUACACCAAAUUAGUUUCACCUUAGUGAACCUAUAUUUUGUAAAUAUCUUUAAAUACCAGGUGCCAAAGGCUCAAUCUGGUUCGUUGGUCGGUUUAUGCUUUUUAGACUGCACUUGAAAUUGAUGGGAGACUAUGGUGAAGGAAUGGUAUGCGUUUGUUUUUUGCUUUUUUCUUUCUACUCUCGUUAAUAUUUUAGCUACCAGGACUGUCUCAGUAAACAUGACUAAUUUUCUUAUGUUCUUGAAAUGUUAGGGUUUGGCCUCAAAGUGGGCAAAAGAAGGGUACAUAUCCCUUACUUGCUUACUAAAUGUUUCAACCCUACAUAUUUAUUAAGAUUUAUCAUUGUAAAUAGUUUUGAAUUAAGCAUGUAACACCUUUUUCAUAAUAAAGUUGAAAACUAC
Messenger RNA from Lampris incognitus (smalleye Pacific opah), 1803 nucleotides. RefSeq names its product VPS28 subunit of ESCRT-I (gene vps28). NCBI's taxonomy places the organism in Eukaryota, Metazoa, Chordata, Actinopteri, Lampriformes, Lampridae. Gene Ontology annotation, molecular function: protein-containing complex binding. Gene Ontology annotation, biological process: protein transport to vacuole involved in ubiquitin-dependent protein catabolic process via the multivesicular body sorting pathway. The transcript has 10 exons. Bases 71 to 736 code for a protein of 221 amino acids. Gene Ontology annotation, cellular component: ESCRT I complex. The record is from RefSeq and is a predicted model, not a curated record.